Messenger RNA from Labrus mixtus (cuckoo wrasse), 6801 nucleotides. It is a transcript of the gene lpar1, whose product is annotated as lysophosphatidic acid receptor 1. Gene Ontology annotation, cellular component: membrane. The record is from RefSeq and is a predicted model, not a curated record. The transcript is spliced from 2 exons. Gene Ontology annotation, biological process: neurogenesis; phospholipase C-activating G protein-coupled receptor signaling pathway. Gene Ontology annotation, molecular function: lysophosphatidic acid receptor activity. The coding region runs from base 580 to 1674 and encodes 364 amino acids. NCBI's taxonomy places the organism in Eukaryota, Metazoa, Chordata, Actinopteri, Labriformes, Labridae.
UUUCUUUGCGGAUUUGCAUACCAACAAUGUGCACACUGCGACCUGUAUCGUACUGUUUACAUACACAACUGUACUUAGGCACGGAACAAUGUUACCUUGUCUGUGUCUGUGUUUUAGGACAAUGUAGUUGCAUUCGGAGACCUUUGUUUGACACCAAUGUGUACCAAAUACGUUUUUGAUACAUUUGAGCAUAUUUUCUGGUUAAAGGUUUCAUGUGCACGGUAACCUGCACACUAAUCUGAGUACAAUCUUCCUGUAUAUCAAACCCUUGGGACCUGGGAAACUCCAAACUUCUUGUAUCUCAUACUGUUAUAUCACACAUUUGACUCAUAUGGGAUGGUUCAGUUGCAAACUGGGGUUGAACAACCAGAUGUGAUCUCACCAUGCAAUCUUGCUUUUCUGUGGAACUCUUAUUUGUGGGAGUUGUUUUGAGAAAAUGGGCAGUAUUGCAGAACAGUGUAUCUGAAAAUAAGCCCCCCCCAAACAUCACCAUUUGUAAUCAAAAGUUUUACAACCUUAACAUCUCUUUUAUAGCCUUAACAUCUUCACUAUCAGUGCUGACUUUUCUUAACAUUUGACAUGUUUUCUCCAACAGAAAGCACCACUUCCACCAUGGAUGAUGAACAGUGUUACUACAAUGAAACCAUCGCCUUCUUCUACAACCGCAGUGGCAAGUACCUUGCAUCUGACUGGAACACCGUCAGCAGACUGGUGAUGGGUUUGGGAAUCACCGUGUGCAUCUUCAUCAUGCUUGCGAACCUUCUCGUGAUGAUCGCCAUCUACGUCAACAGGAGGUUCCACUUCCCUAUAUACUACCUGAUGGCAAACCUGGCAGCUGCUGACUUCUUUGCUGGACUUGCAUACUUCUACUUGAUGUUCAACACGGGACCAAACACGAGGCGUCUGACUGUUUCCACAUGGCUGCUGCGCCAAGGCUUGAUCGAUACCAGCCUCACAGCGUCUGUGGCCAACCUGCUAGCCAUCGCCAUAGAGCGCCAUAUCACCGUGUUUCGCAUGCAGUUACACACACGCAUGAGUAACCGACGUGUGGUGGUGGUGAUUGUCAUAAUCUGGACCAUGUCCAUAGUUAUGGGGGCAAUCCCCAGUGUGGGCUGGAACUGUAUCUGUAGCAUUAGCUACUGCUCCAACAUGGCCCCACUUUACAGCAACUCAUACCUGGUUUUCUGGGCAGUGUUUAACCUAGUGACAUUUGUUGUCAUGGUGACGCUUUAUGCCCACAUCUUUGUCUAUGUGCGCCAGAGGACCAUGAGGAUGUCACGGCAUAGCUCUGGACCACGACGCAACCGUGACACCAUGAUGUCCCUGCUGAAAACCGUUGUGAUUGUCUUGGGUGCCUUCAUCAUCUGCUGGACCCCUGGCCUGGUCAUCCUCCUGCUCGACGUCUUCUGUGCCAACUGCAACGUCCUCACCUACGAGAAGUUCUUCCUGCUUCUCGCUGAGUUCAACUCGGCCAUGAACCCCAUCAUCUACUCCUACCGAGACAAGGAGAUGAGCGCCACCUUCAGGCAGAUCCUGUGCUGUCAGCGGCAGGAGAACACCAAUGGGACGGUGGUGGAGGGAUCUGACCGGUCGGCGUCAUCCGUCAACCACACAGUGCUGAGCGGUGGAACUCACCACCAUCACCACCAUAACAACGAACACUCGGUGGUAUAAAGGUGGUUCUGAAAACCACGGAGAUUAACAGCUUAAAGGGUUAAUCUCUUAUGGAGAUAGCGACUGUAAGACGGUUCAUGGCAGCAUGGGAAGGUCAAGAGGGACUGUUAACAUGAUAUGAACUGUGGACAGUAAGGGGUUAAAUUCAAGAAUGAAGAUAAAGUAUGUGGAGUAGAGUUGAUGUUAAACGGGAUGACAUCACAAUGAAGGAGAAGAUGGCGUCUUUAAUGAAAGCAGACAAGACUUUAUCGUGAUUGGGGAAGAGCAGAAGAUGAGUGUGAUCUUUGAGGACACCAUUAGGCUGUUAGUAUUUUUGUUCAGUUGUUGUUAUUCUUUUCCAUGUGUUUGAAACGUUGAUGUUUAUGAACUAUUUAAAGUAAUCUGUGAAGUGAAGGUAAUGCCAGUAUAACACAUCCUCUUUUUCCCCAGCCUUCUUCAACUUUGCAUCCUUUUGUUAAGGGUUUGGACCCUUAGAUAACCAGUUUCCUAUGACAUCAUGAGUAUUUGUUCUGCGGACAACACUUCCAUAAGUGUUCACAUAACACCCAUUUCAGGAAUCGUUUGCAUUAGUCACAACAUUUUGCCUCGAUUUGACCCAGGUUAAGAGCAUUGUACUUUCUUUUUGUUCAUGUGUUCUGUGGAAAGAUCUCAAAUCUGUGGAAGAUCAGACCAACACCUGCCUGUAACUUAAAAGGAACAGUACCAUUUUGUUUUUACUAAUCAAAUAACCUUGUGGACUCUAAGGGUUGUUCUUAUUCUUGCUCUGAUCCUAUUCCAGGCUUUUUUUUUUUAAAAAAGAACGCAAGUAAAGAAAAAUCUAAGACUUUCUACCGACAUGUUGGGCAUGUUUAGAGAUUUCCAAAGCAUAAUGCAUCACAGUUGUACCUGUUAUGUUUGAGUAACCAGAGCCACUAUUUAUUUCUGCAGUAGCUUCAUUCAUCUUUUAAUAACUCUAAAACUUUAAUACUCUUAGGACUUAUUAAACGUAUCCUAUUAACUGACUAAAAGCUUUCAUGAAUGCAUCCCAAAUGCGUUCCCUCCAUUCAACUUAAAGAUAUGAAGGGUCCAAGAUCAGCAGGAAUCCUGUUUAUUCUCUGGUAGGAAUUGGAGACAGGUCGUUCCAGGGAUCUUACCGAAGAAGGGAGGAUAAUGUUUGCAGUUUCAGAGCAGACUCUGUGCCUCGGUGUUAUGUGGAGACAAGAUGAAGGUCAUAUGUGGGACGCAAUAACAGAGCUCAGAUCAUGAAAUGUGCUGAGCUGUCCACUUCUGGUGGAUAAAGUCUGUGUUUAUGAGACUGUCUGAGGGGAAAGAGGUAGAAGUGUUGCUGCUCUCUGAUAGCACCAGUAGAAUAUCUGAAGCUGGACGUUAGUAAGUUAUGUCAAAAUUAGAAUAAAGUGUGAUCAUAACAUCAUGAGAGGAGAUACAAUGCAGCAUUUGGCCAUGAAAUGAAGAAACAAUUGAUUUUAAUGAAUGUCUGCCAGGAUUUGUAGUUUACCAACCACAAUUAUACAGCAGCUAACUAUAAUUAGGGCAAUCAGCUUUCCGGAACUGAAGACAUUGAUGUGGGGAUGUUAAAUUAUGACCAGACCUAUAGUGGGAAGAUCAAGUGAAUGAACUAGAAUGAUACUUCCAACAAGUCCAUUUUGUAAUGAAGCUAACUUACAAGAGUAGGAGUCUUCAGCCAAGCAAGCAGCUGCACUAAGGCAACGCAGUGCUUUGAGCUUAACAGUAGCAUGAGCUUUGAAGACCUUGAGAUUUAAAGGUGACAUUUACUACAGUAUAUUAAUAAAACUAACUUAAGCUUGCAGAAUAGCACUAAACAAAAAGUGAACCUGAGGUUGGUAUAAAUGUUUAACAUUUUGUUUUUUGUAGCUGGUCAUGAGACAGAGGAAAAAUCUACAACCUGAUGGUUGCAGUCAAUGGAGAUCAUUCUGAGGGGGGGGUGAAUGGCUCUACCAAAUUUCAGUGCAUCCAACAGUUUAAUUCCGGUCCGGACCAAGGUGGUAAAUUAACUAAAAGACCAUCAUCCAAAGAGCAGCGCUGGCAAUGUUGUCGGUAAUUAUGCAAUUUGCAAUUGAUCAGUGAUGCAAAAUCAUGUCAGAGUUCAGCAACACAAAAACAAAACUUAGAUUUACUUUCACGACCAAAUCUACUAAUUCCGUUGCAUUCCUUUGACUCUUUACAAAUUUCCAUCGGAUCAAAAGCUGGUGUUACCAAUCCCUGCACUACUUAGUCCACAAUCUGUUGCUCUUUUGCCCUUCUUACUAUAUCCCACUCAGCCCAUGAGCUCCUUAUCAGCUUGGUCUCUCAUACAUAAUUGUGAAAAUAAAUCUCCAAAUUGUUAACUCCUUCAUGGCAUAUUCCCUGUUAACUAGAAGUUGAACGACAAGUACACAUGUAUUGCUUUGUCAGUGUUAUUGGUGAUAUGAAGUAGAGCUGUCCAUCUAAAAUAUAACGUGUUUUAUUGUGUUGCCAUACUGGAUGGAUAAGGUUAUGAUAAAGUUUAUGUGAAUUCAUCUUUACUUGCAAAUGUUGCAUAUAAGGAUGGACACAAAUGAUUACCAUUCAAUGUAUAGUGUUUCUCCAUUGAUGACUAAUGGAGCCUGUUUCUUAUUUGCACUGUUGCAUGUGUACAAUACUCCAGAGCAGAGAAGUUUGUCUCAUUUAUUGAGGAAGUUGACACUUCAACGGACAAAAUGUCAUGAAAUCUCAGGCAUGUCCUGGUGAGUAGGCAGUCUUCUUUGGACUUGAAGUUUUUAGGUAGAGUCUUUCUAUUAACAACUUGUGCUGUCUUUUUUAAAUUAGAAGCUGCAAAGUUGGAUUCCCCUUAAUAUAAAGUUAAGUUGAAUUUCUCACAGUUACGGUUUAGAUACCCAACUCCAAAUGUCUUAUUUAGAAGGACAUUCCAACAUCAUUUCAGGUGAAUUAGGUUGGCAUGGAUUACGAUUUGGAGGACGAUAUUUGUCCUGUGAAAAAUAUGAUUGGAGGCAUAAACAUUUUUAAUGACAAUUUAAAAAUGAAUGGAAUAUUUGCCAUACCACAUCUUGAAGCGUUUUUGCUUUUUAACCUUCAUAUAAAGGUGUACUGACAACAAUGACAUUUUACAAUUUAUUAUUUGAACAGUAAUAGUCUAGUAGCCUCCAUGAUGUUCUCCGGAAUUAACAAUCCGAGAAGUGAGAUAUAGUUAAACCAAUGCAGGGUUAAACAGGUUCAUUACAUUUCCAGAAGUGCUCUUACUAAUUGCUGCGACUUACACUCUACAUUUCCAGCUGACGUUCAGCAUGCUGAUGCAAUGACGUGCGUUGUUGAAAUAAAAAAAUUGCCAGCGGAACGCUUUGUCCAAAUGUGAAUCAAAACACUUUUGGGCUGAAAAACCUUGACAAAGUUUCCAACAGCUGACAGAAAAGAGGGAAUCACAGCCAAAAAAAAAAACAUUCCAAGUAUCAGGAUGUUUGUCAGAAAGCUGCAGUAAGACGUGAAAUCAGCUGGUAUUUAUUACAUGUUGAAGUUAACAAACGUCUGACCUAUUAAUGAGGCAACAUUGGUACCUUUAUUGAGAAAACAAUUACAGAGUAUGUGUAUUUAUUCUACCAGAGCUCUUUAGAGUGAGGAGUGUUUCUCCAAUGUUUUUGGCCUAUAUUCUCCUGGAUGUGCCUUUAAACUAUAUCAAGGAAGCAAAUUGAGAAAACUCAAUAUUCCAAAGAUGCAGUUUUGCCUUUGGAGUUUGUCCAUCUGUCACUGAUGUUAAUGUUUCACAAGAGGCCUCACAAGAAUACUGACACAAGCAGUGCAACUAAUAUUGCCCAACCUUUGCUAUGGACUCAACCCUCCAUAUUUAGAUAUUCACUGAGAGUGUUUUUCUAACAAAAUACUCAUUCAGGUAUUACAGCAAACCAACCUAACUAUCUGUCUUUAAGUGUCUCUGUUUACCAGUUUGUCACUACAACAUUGUGAGUAUGUGUGUACAGUAUGUAUGUAUAUAAAAUAUAUUAUUCAAAGUUAAUCACCAAAGGGAAAGUGUUUGUAAAUUUAACUGUUAUACUCUGUCACAAUGUACUGUAGGAUGUUGUUGAUGUUUUCCAUGUCAUGAGCUCUUUUUUUAUUUUGACCCUAAUUAACAAACUUCCUCUGGACACUAUAACAGUUAUUUACAUGUUUGUGACCCAGAACUAGUUAUCCAUGUGUGCAGUGCCUUGCAGUGUUCUUCCUAAAGGAGUAAAUUUACACCAGGCUGAACAAAGGUUUUUUUUUGGCCCUCUUUGGUCGGGUAAUCUCGAGCCUCUUUCACUUCAGCAACACUGAUGGGUGUGCCUUGUUAAAUUGGUAACCAUUCCCAACAGUGAUGUCACUGCCGAUGUCAGGGGUCUCUGGAUUACACCGUAACAUCACUGCAGCUAGGUGAGAAGUUUAACCACUAGAGGUCAGCUUAAGCAAGAUUUUCAGGUGGUUUUUCAGUUGCUCAAAGUGUGUGUGUUGCUAACACCGUCGUUUUUGCAUUUUCCUUCAAAUAGAACAUCAAAAUGUUCACAGUGUCACAGUGUGUCCUAACAGCAUGCAACAUGAGCGUGAUUCUGUCCUUUCCUACUGGAGUGUCCUAACAGCACACAAGCAAUGCAUCAGUGUACGACACCCUAGUUUUUACUCCAAUGCCCUGUUUCUAUUUUCCUUUCUGUCGCACAUGUACAAAUGGAUAAAGAAUGAGGGAGUUCGACAAGAGGCUGGGAGUGUUUUCUUUCACUUUCCUCACCCACUUGUUGAGAUGGUACUGCAUUAUUCAUAUCCAUAUCUGUGACUGAUAUGUUGCGCUUUGACUUGUAUUAACUUGGAGGCGUCACUUUUUUUUGGCUCAUCACUGUUAAAGGCCAUACAGGCCAUAUAAGGCAAUACAAAGCACUACAUUUCAGUUUCUCCACACUCAUAAUAACCGCACUGACUCUGAUACUUUUAACAAUCUGAAAUUCACAGAGCAGAGAAGUAAAUAUCUAAUGGACAGCAUACGAUGUCUGACGCUUGUGUUCUGUUAGGACACACUGUAAGAGCAAUAUAUUACAGUAUUAAACGGUUCUUCAACAGCAUGACUUUUAGUUUUAAUAUAAAGAUACUCAACACAGCCUCCAAACAUGUUAA